Messenger RNA from Tarenaya hassleriana, 3427 nucleotides. RefSeq names its product protein FLOWERING LOCUS D. The transcript has 6 exons. Bases 104 to 2905 code for a protein of 933 amino acids. NCBI's taxonomy places the organism in Eukaryota, Viridiplantae, Streptophyta, Magnoliopsida, Brassicales, Cleomaceae. The record is from RefSeq and is a predicted model, not a curated record. Gene Ontology annotation, molecular function: oxidoreductase activity; protein binding.
CCUUCCUCCUCUCCCUUUGUCUUCUUGCUCACUUCUUCUCUCCUCUUCCCAUUCGAUUUUCUCUCUCCUGCAGUUUUCCCGCGAACUGUUGAGCGAGCUAACGAUGAACCCACCUGACCAGAACCAAGGUCAUUUACCUUCGAUUUCUUUCCCCCAAUUUUCGACCUACCCUUCGCCGGCGAGCUCGAACCCUAAUUCCGAAACCGGUUUGACACCUUUUCCGAAUUCGAUCUCCAACUCUAUCUCAAACCCUAGUUUUGAGCAGAUUGUAUCUUUCUCCGCGCCGAAGAAACGGAGGAGAGGCCGUUCGCAGCGCACGACCUCUUUUCUUCUCCCUUCAUUGCCUAAUCUUGCUCCCCUCUCCGUCAACAGUAAUUUCGCAUCGUCUUCAACCUCUGUUUCGGCUGCUUCAGGUAGAGUGAAUGUAGAUGGCCAGGAUUCUAAAAAACCACCUGGGAUUGGUGAUGAGAUCAUCACGAUCAACAAGGAGGCCACGUCUGAAGCUUUGAUCGCUCUCACAGCUGGGUUUCCUGCUGAUAUGCUCACAGAGGAGGAAAUCGAUUUUGGCGUGGUGCCUGUUGUUGGGGGCAUUGAACAGGUUAAUUACAUCCUGAUAAGGAACCACAUCAUAGCGAAAUGGCGGGAAAAUGUAUCCAGUUGGGUCGUAAAGGAGGUGUUUCUUGAUUCAAUUCCUAAACAUUGCAGUACCCUUUUAGAUUCAGCUUAUAAUUACUUAGUCACGCAUGGAUAUAUAAACUUCGGUGUAGCACAGGCAAUUAAAGAGAAGAUUCCUUCUCAACCUAGCAGGCCUAGUGUGGUUAUUGUGGGUGCUGGAUUAGCUGGGUUGGCUGCUGCAAGGCAGUUGCUGAGGUCUGGGUUUAAAGUCACGGUUUUGGAGGGUAGGAAACGGCCCGGUGGGCGGGUUUAUACCAAAAAGAUGGAAGGUAGUAGGGUAGGUGCUGCAGCGGAUUUAGGAGGGAGUGUUUUGACUGGAACGUUAGGAAAUCCUCUAGGGAUUGUAGCAAGGCAGCUCGGUUGUUCUCUUUACAAGGUGCGAGAUAAGUGUCCGAUUUACCUGGUGGAUGGUAAACCAGUUGACGCAGAUAUGGAUAUGAAGGUUGAGACAGCUUUUAACAGGCUUUUGGAUAAGGCAAGCAGACUUAGGCAGUUGAUGGGUGAGGUUGCCAUGGAUGUCUCCCUCGGGGCAGCACUCGAGACAUUUAGGCAGGUCUAUGGGGAUGCAGUGACCAGAGAAGAGAUGAGCUUGUUCAAUUGGCAUCUUGCUAACUUGGAGUAUGCAAAUGCAGGCUUGGUAUCAAAGCUCUCCCUUGCAUUUUGGGAUCAAGAUGACCCAUACGAUAUGGGUGGAGAUCACUGCUUCUUGCCUGGAGGAAAUGGAAGGCUAGUUCAGGCUUUGGCUGAGAAUGUUCCAAUCUUAUAUGAGAAGACCGUUCAGACAAUUAGAUAUGGGGCAGAUGGCGUGCAGGUUAUUGCAGGAAGUCAAGUGUAUGAGGGUGAUAUGGUGCUGUGUACAGUUCCACUUGGUGUCCUCAAGAAUGGCUCAAUCAAAUUUAUACCCGAGUUGCCUCAAAGAAAGCUUGAUUGCAUAAAGAGACUAGGUUUUGGGUUAUUGAAUAAAGUGGCGAUGCUUUUUCCCUAUGUGUUUUGGAGCACAGAUCUUGAUACCUUUGGCCAUCUUAGUGAGGAUCCUAAUUGUCGAGGUGAAUUCUUUCUAUUCUACAGCUACGCACCAGUUGCAGGUGGUCCUCUCUUAAUUGCCUUAGUUGCUGGAGAAGCUGCUCAUAAAUUUGAGACAAUGCCUCCCACUGAUGCAGUGACUCAUGUUCUUCAGAUUCUCAGAGGGAUAUUUGAACCACAAGGAAUUAAUGUCCCUGACCCCAUUCAAACUGUCUGCACAAGAUGGGGUGGCGAUCCCUUCAGUUUAGGCUCUUACUCUAAUGUUGCAGUGGGAGCUUCAGGUGAUGAUUAUGAUAUUUUAGCAGAAAGUGUGGGAGAUGGAAGGCUUUACUUUGCUGGCGAAGCCACGACUAGGCGGUACCCUGCAACCAUGCAUGGAGCUUUCCUUAGUGGUCUGAGGGAAGCUGCAAACAUGGUUCAAUCUGCAAAGGCCCGAGUCAUGAGGAAGAGAAUUGACAGGAACCCAUCAAAGAAUGCCCAUUCUUGUGCUUCCCUUCUUGCAGAUCUAUUCAGGGAGCCUGAUGUUGAGUUUGGGAGCUUUUCUAUUAUCUUUAGUCGAAAGAAUCUUGAUCCCAAAUCUCCAGCAAUAUUGAGGGUAACUUUGAACGAGCCUCAUAAGAGGAAUGAGGAUCCAAAAGCAGAUCAACAUUCAAAUAAGAUACUGUUUCAGCAGCUUCAGUCUCAUUUCAACCAGCAGCAGCAAAUUCAUGUGUAUAUGCUGUUGACAAGGCAACAGGCGCUUGAGCUUAGAGAAGUUAGAGGUGGUGAUGAAAAGAGAUUGAACUAUCUCUGUGAGACACUUGGAAUGAAGCUUGUGGGAAGGAAAGGUUUGGGUUCUGCAGCCGAUUCUGUCAUAGCUUCUAUUAAAGCUGAGAGAACGGGUCGUAAGACACCAUCAUCUUCCUCCAGCAUAAAAUCAGAAGGGAUUUUGAAGGCGAAAUCUGGUGCUUUGAAGCGAAAAUUGAUCAGAAGGGCUAAAGUGGUAAGCAAUGGCAAAGGACCAGUGGUUUCUCAAAGUACAGACACGGUAAAGAACAAUGUAGCAGAAAUGAUGAAAGCUGAAUCUUUAGGUAAUGGUAAAGCGUCUGAACAACCCUCAACAGCCAACAAUAUAGGCAGUAGCAUGGUGGAAGAAACAAAGUCUAUUACAGGACUCCCUCAUGUAUCAAGUUCAGGUCCCGAGCAAGCCGACUUGAUGAAGAGAUGAUCAAAUGAUGAACAGUCCUCUUUCAGAUGAUAAUUCCCAAGUGGAUCUAAGUCAGGGUUUUUCUUAACCAUCUCAAGAUUGAACAAAUCACCUUCCUGUUUCAUAACACGGGAAAGACAGUUUGCUCAACUUGUCUUGAGAUUCACCCAUCACUUCUAGUUCUAAAACCGAUGCAUCCCCGAAUAACAUCAGUCAGUCUUGAGGCGUCGGAGAAGCCAUUCCGAACGAAUCUCGAGACAGAAAAAGAUCGAAAUGGAAUCUUUUCGGGUAAAGAUUCAUUCAUUGGCUCAUUGAUUCAGCAGUUGGAAUUGGGGAGAGGAAGAAGAACGUUGGUGACAAAUGACCCCUCUCUCUGCUACACUCUCACUUCCUCUGUCUGCAGGUGAGUUGAUAUAUGUAUUGUUUGGCUUCUUAUUUCACUGUCUUGACCUCAAAGGUAGAAACUUGUCAGCUUGUAUUUUGCAAAGUCCUUACCUUUAGAACAUAUAUGUAUAUGUAUUUAUUUUUUUUGGUCCUUUUAAA